This is a messenger RNA of Zootoca vivipara (common lizard), 1229 nucleotides long. It is a transcript of the gene GSTP1, whose product is annotated as glutathione S-transferase pi 1. Lineage: Eukaryota; Metazoa; Chordata; Lepidosauria; Squamata; Lacertidae. Gene Ontology annotation, cellular component: cytosol. The record is from RefSeq and is a predicted model, not a curated record. Gene Ontology annotation, molecular function: glutathione transferase activity. Gene Ontology annotation, biological process: glutathione metabolic process.
CAGCAUUCUCCCUAGGAGGCCGAGCUGCUUUCUUUGGCUCACGGAAAUUUCCGACAUUGAGUACAACGCGGGACGGGAUCCUCCUCCUCCGCUGGUCUUCUGCUGGGGGCACGAGAAGGCGACACCUGCUAGGGCUUCGUGAUCCUAUUUCCCACUUACCCGAGAUGCCUGGAAAAUAUACGAUCACCUAUUUCCCCGUACGCGGGCGCUGCGAGGCCAUGAGGAUGUUGCUGGCUGAUCAGGGACAGGAGUGGAAAGAGGAUGUGGUAACCAUGGAGAUUUGGACCAAGGGAGACCUCAAGAAAUCUUGUGUCUUUGGCCAGCUGCCUAGAUUUCAGGAUGGAGACUUUCUGCUGUAUCAGUCCAACGCGAUCCUGCGCCACUUGGCAAGGAAUCACGGACUCUAUGGUCAAGAUGCCCGUGAAGCGACGCUGCUGGACAUGGUGAAUGAUGGAGUGGAGGACCUGCGUAUUAAAUAUGGCCGCCUCAUCUAUCAAAACUAUGAGGGUGGCAAAGCUGACUAUAUUAAGGCCUUGCCAGGAGAGCUGCGUCCUUUUGAGAACCUUCUGGCUCAGAAUGAUGGUGGGAAGACCUUCAUUGUAGGCAAACAGAUCUCCUUUGUUGACUACAACCUGCUUGAUUUAUUAAAUGUGCAUUUGGUCCUGGCCCCUGACUGCCUGGCUUCCUUACCCCUGCUGGCUAGCUAUGUGCAGCGGCUCAAUGCCCGGCCACUCCUCAAAGCUUUCUUGGAGUCUGAUGCCCACAAGCAGCGCCCCAUCAAUGGGAAUGGCAAGCAAUGAAAUGGAUUCCUUCACCAAGAUGCAGCUUUUCUGGUGACCUCUGGGUGCUUUGUAGUUUUGUAUACACUGAUGUUAAUGAAGCUAGUUUCAAUAAAGAGUUCUGCACAUCUUUGCUUGGUAGGGAAAGUAACUAAAUUCAGCAGAAGCCCACUGCAAUCAAGAGGAGAUGUGAUUAAUUUUCUAGAGCCAAGUGUCUUAUUAUAAUUGUUGUGGUUACUAUUGUUAUUUGAACGAACCCAGGGCGGCAUAUAUAGUGAAGCCAUAAACUAGGAUUUAUAGCUCUUGUAGCUUCAGAAGUGCAGCACAAGACAACUAAGGGUGAACAUAGGCAAGAUUUGAUCAUAAAUCUCCCACUUUAAAAAGAAGUACAGUAAAUGCAGGAGCUCCUGCCUUUAGAUGAAGGCGGGGGGGUGAUUAUUCCCUCCCCCC